AUCCGAUGGCCCUCUGCUGAGAUAUUCUCUCCCUCUCCUCCUAAACUUCCACGUACCAGAAUUGGAAAACAAAACCUUUAUGGGACUGGUUUCUCAAUUUACCCUAAGUACAUUUUCCAUGACCGAGACGAUGUCAUUAAAGCCAACGUAUGUAAUCCCUUGCAAAUUCUUAAAAUAAUACGUGAAAAUGAACAUCUUGGAUUUCUUUAUAUGAUCCCUGCAGUGCCAAGGUCUUCCAUUGACUACGAUACAUAUAACCUGAAAGUUGUAAGUUAUGACAACAUCAAUAAAAAUGACUACUAUACUAUUAGCAAAAAGGCAAUAACACACACUUAUAAUGACGAUAUGGAAUUUAUCAAAAUCGAUCGAUGGGAGCAGGAAUAUCUGUAUCACAGAGAACUCAUUAAGAUUCCCAUAUUUUCACUUUUCCGGAAAUGGAAGGCUUUUAAUGUGUGGAAGAAGAAUGUGCGCUCUAAAAAAAUCAAUGGAUGUCGAAAAUCUCUACAAAAAAAUUUGUUCAUUGUUAAUGAUUAUUUGCGACCAGCUCUUCUUAAAAUAAAUGAACUGUGUUAUCAAUUGAGUUUUAUGGGACUUUGUAAUAUUGAAAAAGGUCACACCUACACCCUGCAAGAGUUUAUGGCUAUACAAGUCAUACGGCUGAAAGAGGUGACUGAGCUCCUGGAAGAAUUUCGAAAUGAGGCGAAAGAUGUGGUCGGGAAGGCUUGCUGCGUUUCUCUGAGUGCUGCAGGAUUUACUCCUGAUGACAGGGCAUAUAAGGAUUAUGGUAAAAUGCCAGACAGUGGAAGUCUCCUUGAGAUGGCUGCUUAUAUAGANUUUUUAGUAGAAUGGCUUUAUGUAGUAGGUGUCCUAAACAUGCAGCUCUUCUGCACUUACCCUCCAAACUUUAUUCGCCUAAAUGACUACCUAAUUGAGAACACGAUGCACAUCCUAACAGUAAAUUCUGUUAACUCUCUUUUGAAUUAUCUCACUGAAAAGCUAAAACGAACACCUUCAGCGGAUGUCAUUCAGAAAUGGAUUACUGAAGAGAAGCCUGAAGUCACUGAUAAAAAGGAUGGUAUUUCAGGUGCAAUUAAUCGUCUUCAAAACACUGUGUUAUCAGUUCCUAAUCUCGUGCCUGAUCCAUAUUUUGAUGCCUUUACCAGUCCUUACAUUAACAACAAACUUGAAGAAAAAACGUGUGGACUUGGUCCAAGCUUAUCAGCAGUAUUUGAUGAUGAUAAGAAUUUUCACACAAUUAUCCUCCAAAUAAAGGAAACCAUAAAAGCAGCAUUUGAAUCUGCCCAAUUAUAUGCAGCUACAUUUGAAAAGUUCCAGAUAUUCUUCAAGGAGAAUGAAAGUCUUGAUUUACAAGCUCUUAGACUUCAGGAGCCUGACGUUAAGUUCUUUAGUGAACAACUGGAAAAAUAUCACAGACAGCACAAGGACGCCGUAGCUCUAAAACCCACCAGAAAUGUAGGCUUGCUGCUCAUUGACACCAAGCAGCUAAAAGAAAAACUAAUUCCAUCCCCUCUGCGAUGCUUGGAGGUGCUAAAUUAUAUGCUUCCUCUUCAAAGCAAGAAAACAGUGGAUGCCCUUAUCUCUGAGGCCCAAGAUGCUGAGUAUAAACUUGAAUUCAUGCCAACGACCACCAUAGAAUAUGUUAACAGCUUAGUAUUUCUUGAUGAAAUUCAGGAAAGGAUCGAAACCCUUGAAGACGAAGGGAACAUAGUGAUUCAAAUGUACAAGCUCAUUGAACAGUAUCAGGUUCCCACGCCUCCUGAGGACUUAGCUGUUUUUGCAACUAUGAAGCCAUCCAUUGUUGCUGUUCGGAAUGCCAUUGAUAAAUCCGUGGGCGACAGAGAAGCAAGAAUUAAGCAGUUUUGUGUGUAUUUGGGUAAAGAUCUUGAAGAACUAACCAAUGAAGUGAACGAAGUAAAGCUGCUGGCACAAGAUCCGCAGAUUUUGGAUGUCAGUGCUGACCAAAACAAAAUAAAGUCUGUGUUGAACGAUCUGCAGUUAGUUAUAGAUGAUCUCCAGAAACGUGCAUUUCAAUAUAAAUCUUAUCAGAAACAUUUUAAGGUAGAAGUGUCCACGUUUGAAACUUUGGAAGAAGUUAGUGCUGAAUUAAAGCUCAAACAAUUGCUCUGGGAUUCUUUAUCUGAAUGGGAUCAACUUCAUCAAGAAUGGUUAAAGUCCAAAUUUGAUUGCUUGGAUCCAGAAGUCCUAAACAGUCAAGUUUCUAAAUACGCCAAAUUUGUGACUCAGUUGGAAAAAGGCUUGCCGCCCAACAGUGUAGUGCCCCAGCUAAAAACUAAGGUGGAAAAAAUGAAAGAAAAGCUUCCAGUUAUCACUGACUUGAGGAACCCAACUUUGAAGCCUAGGCAUUGGACGGCUAUUGAACAAACAGUUGAUGCCACCCUAGUUGACCUUGACAUUCCUAUAACCUUAGAGAGACUCUCCGAGUUGCAUGUUUUUGACUUUGGCCAAGAAAUUCAGGACAUUUCUGGACAGGCUUCGGGAGAAGCUUCGUUAGAAACAAUCCUUAAAAAGGUGGAGGAUUCUUGGAAAACAACCGAAUUCGUCGUUCUCCCUCACCGUGACACCAAAGAUGUAUUUAUCCUGGGUGGCACAGAUGACAUACAGGUUCUUCUUGAUGACAGCACCAUCAAUAUCACCACCAUUGCCUCAUCGCGUUAUGUUGGUCCACUGAAAACUCGAGUUGAUGAGUGGCAGAAACAACUUGCUUUAUUUAAUCAAACACUGGAAGAGUGGCUGAAUUGCCAGAGAAACUGGCUCUACCUAGAAAGUAUCUUUAAUGCCCCAGAUAUUCAGAGGCAGUUGCCUGCAGAGGCCAAGAUGUUCCUCCAGGUGGAUAAGUCUUGGAAAGAGAUCAUGAGGAAGGUGAACCGGCUGCCUAAUGCACUUCGAGCGGCUACUCAGCCAGGACUUCUGGAGACUUUUCAAAACAAUAAUGCACUACUUGACCAAAUUCAGAAGUGUCUGGAGGCAUAUUUAGAAUCAAAAAGAGUUAUCUUUCCACGAUUUUACUUCUUGUCAAAUGAUGAACUUCUGGAGAUUUUGGCCCAGACACGGAAUCCCCAAGCUGUGCAGCCACACUUACGGAAAUGCUUUGACUCCAUUUCAAAGCUCGAAUUUGCUGUCCUGAUUUCUCCUGAAGCAAAAGUUCCUACUAUGGAUGGAGAGCCAGAAAAAGUUUAUACUAAUGAUAUUUUAGCAAUGUUGUCACCAGAGGGAGAAAGGGUCAGCUUGGGAAAAGGCCUCAAAGCCCGAGGCAAUGUGGAGGAAUGGCUCGGUAAAGUGGAAGAAGCCAUGUUCACAUCUUUGCGUCGCUUGUGCAAAGCUGCCAUAGCUGACUAUCAGGGGAAACCGCGAACAGAGUGGGUGAUAGCUGGCCACCCUUCUCAAGUGAUCCUGACCGUUUCUCAAAUCAUGUGGUGCCGUGACUUGACUGAGUGUUUGGAAAGCGAUGAUAAUCAUUUAGAAGCCCUGGAAGCUUUUGAAAAAGUCAACUUUGAGAGAUUAAAUGCUCUGGCUGCAAUAGUUCGAGGCAAUCUUCCUAAAUUACACAGAAACAUCAUAACAGCCUUAAUUACUAUCGAUGUGCAUGCACGAGAUAUAGUCACCGAACUUGUUCAAGCCAAGGUAGAGGAAGUCGAAUCCUUUGACUGGCAGAGACAGCUGCGCUAUUACUGGGAAAUAGAUGUAGAUAAUUGUGUGGCUCGAAUGGCGCUCUCUCAGUACACUUAUGGCUAUGAAUAUUUGGGUGCAUGCCCAAGAUUAGUUAUUACUCCUCUCACGGAUCGCUGCUAUCUUUGCCUCAUGGGGGCUUUGCAGCUCGACCUGGGAGGUGCGCCAGCCGGUCCUGCUGGCACUGGGAAAACUGAGACUACCAAAGACCUGGCAAAAGCUCUUGCCAUCCAGUGUGUGGUCUUCAACUGUUCCGAUGGUUUGGACUACAAGAUGAUGGGGCGCUUCUUCAGCGGUCUGGCACAGUCGGGGGCUUGGUGCUGCUUCGAUGAAUUUAAUCGAAUUGACAUAGAAGUUUUGUCCGUCAUAGCGCAACAACUCAUAACCAUUAGGAAUGCCAAAGCUGCGAAGCUCUCUAGAUUCAUGUUUGAGGGCCGGGAAAUAAAGUUGGUCAUGACUUGUGCAGCCUUCAUCACAAUGAACCCCGGAUAUGCAGGCAGAACCGAAUUGCCAGAUAAUUUGAAAGCCUUGUUUAGACCCUUUGCAAUGAUGGUUCCAAAUUAUGCCUUGAUUGCAGAGGUAAUUCUAUAUUCUGAAGGAUUUGAAUCCAGUAAAAUUUUAGCAAGAAAAAUGACUCAGAUGUAUAAGCUUUGCAGCGAACAGCUCUCUCAGCAGGAUCACUACGACUUCGGCAUGAGAGCUGUGAAGUCUGUACUGGUCAUGGCUGGGUCUUUAAAAAGAGAGAACCCAGACCUAAGUGAAGAUGUGGUGUUGAUCAGAGCUUUACGAGAUUCCAACUUGCCAAAAUUCUUAACAGACGACGCUCUUCUGUUCAGUGGAAUCAUAUCUGACCUUUUUCCUGGAGUCCAAAUUCCAGAACAUGAUUAUGGUAUAUUGCAAUCUACAAUUAUAGAUGUCAUGAAUAAACAAAACCUUCAGCCUGAGAUAUGUAUGGUUAAAAAAGUGAUACAAUUCUAUGAAACCAUGCUAGUAAGGCAUGGUGUUAUGUUAGUUGGGCCAACAGGAGGUGGCAAGACCACAGUUUACCGAAUACUUGCAGAAACUUUAGGGAAUUUGCAAAAACUUGGUUUAGACAAUCCCUUUUACCAACCAGUUAAAACAUACGUUCUUAAUCCUAAAUCGAUUACAAUGGGUGAAUUAUAUGGCGAAGUUAAUAGCACAACCUUGGAGUGGAAAGAUGGCUUGAUGGCACUGAGUGUCCGAGCAGCUGUGAAUGAUACUUCGGAAGACCAUAAAUGGAUCAUCAGUGAUGGGCCAGUGGAUGCUCUUUGGAUUGAAAAUAUGAAUACAGUGUUGGAUGAUAACAAGAUGCUUUGCCUGGCUAACAGUGAGAGGAUUAAACUCACACCUCAAAUCCACAUGCUUUUUGAGGUGCAAGAUCUCAGGGUUGCCUCCCCUGCAACGGUCAGUCGAUGUGGAAUGGUGUUUGUAGACCCUGAUGAACUGAAAUGGAUGCCAUAUGUUAAAACGUGGAUGCAGGGUAUUUCUAAAAAAUUAAAUGAGGAAACUCAAGAAUAUGUAUUGAACCUUUUCCAACGUUAUGUUGAUGAUGGUUUAAAUUUUAUCAAUAAAAAAUGCAGCCAAGCGAUCCCACAAGUGGACAUUAGCAAAGUUACUACACUCUGUUACUUAUUGGAGUCUUUGAUAUUUGGGAAAGAUGCAGUUAAUUUGGCAAUGGAACAAACAAGACUGAACACUAUACUGUGUCAGACCUUUGUAUUCUGUUAUUUAUGGUCUUUGGGUGGAAAUCUAACUGAAAACUGCUGGGAUUCUUUUGAUACAUUUAUUAGAACACAAUUUGAUGAUAAUCCUGAUGCCAGGCUCCCCAGUUCUGGCGAUUUGUGGAGCGUUCACAUGGACUUUGACACCAAACGGCUGGACCCCUGGGAACGAAUCAUAACCACCUUCAAGUACAGCCGAGAUGUUCCAUUUUUUGAAAUGCUUGUCUCCACGGUUGACACUGUGCGCUUUGGGUAUCUAAUGGAAAAACUACUGGCCGUCAGGCAUUCGGUGCUAUUUACUGGAACAACUGGAGUUGGAAAGUCUGUUAUUGCAAAAGGAUUGCUAAGUAAGAUUCAAGAAUCAGGUGGCUAUGUUCCUGUUUAUCUAAAUUUUUCUGCUCAAACUUCAUCUGCACGAACACAAGAGAUUAUUGAGUCCAAAUUGGAAAGGAAAAGAAAAAAUAUUCUAGGAGCACCAGGAAACAAACAUGUUGUGAUUUUUGUUGACGAUUUAAACAUGCCCAGACUGGAUCACUAUGGCUCUCAGCCUCCGAUUGAAUUACUUCGGCAGUAUCAAGAUUUUGGUGGAUUUUAUGACAGAAACAAACUUUUUUGGAAAGACAUACAGGAUGUAACGAUUGUAUCAGCGUGCGCACCUCCAGGCGGUGGCCGCAACCCCGUGACUCCCCGCUUCAUCCGACACUUCAGCAUGCUGUGUCUCCCGAUGCCCUCAGAGCACAGUCUAAAACAGAUUUUUCAGGCCAUCUUAAAUGGCUUCCUGAAUGACUUCCCACCAGCUGUCAAGCGAACUACAUCCAACAUCGUCGAGGCUUCAGUUGAGAUUUAUAACAGAAUGAGUGUUGAUCUUCUGCCAACACCAGCCAAGUCCCAUUACAUCUUUAACUUGAGGGAUUUAUCCAAAUGUGUGCAAG
Molecule: messenger RNA, 6382 nt
Organism: Hipposideros armiger (great roundleaf bat)
Lineage: Eukaryota; Metazoa; Chordata; Mammalia; Chiroptera; Hipposideridae
Product: dynein heavy chain 6, axonemal-like
Exons: 39
Biological process (GO): microtubule-based movement
Cellular component (GO): dynein complex
Molecular function (GO): dynein intermediate chain binding; ATP hydrolysis activity; dynein light intermediate chain binding
Source: RefSeq, a predicted model, not a curated record